UUCAAAUCACUGUUUGUGCGGAAGGUGGACCCCAGAAAAGACGCUCACUCCCAUCUGCUAGCCAAGAAAGAGGACAACAACUUAUAUAAAAUCCAGUUUCACAAUGUGAAGCCCGAGUGUCUGGAGGCGUACAACUCUCUCUGUGCCGAGGUGCUGCCGCUCAUCCACAGCGACAGCACGUACCCCUGUGAGCUGGUGGGCACCUGGAACACCUGGUACGGAGAGCAGGACCAAGCUGGUAGGACAGCCUCGCAAACCCAGGAGCAUAGACCUUUUUCCUGAGUAACCUGAGUUCCGUUUGGGUGCUCUCGUGUCCGGGUCUCCAUAGAAACCCAUGUUAAAACGGGGUAAACACCAUCGGCUGAAUUGAAGCUUUUUCAGUA
Messenger RNA from Sinocyclocheilus rhinocerous, 383 nucleotides. RefSeq names its product protein NipSnap homolog 2-like. The transcript is spliced from 3 exons. The annotation marks the transcript as partial. Gene Ontology annotation, cellular component: mitochondrion. The record is from RefSeq and is a predicted model, not a curated record. Lineage: Eukaryota; Metazoa; Chordata; Actinopteri; Cypriniformes; Cyprinidae.